AUGUCUGGCGGUGCCGUCUGCUGCCUCACCGUGGCGGCUGUCGUCCUGUGUUUGGUUGUAACACCACAGGCACAACCAAACGAUACCAACUUGAGCAGUCCAAACGGAACAUCGAACUCUUUACUCUCGGAAGAUUCAGACUCGGUUUUCGGUUUGUCUAACGUCAUAGAUUUUAGAAACAGUUCGGAUGUGGCGUCAACACAAGAGCCUCUCGACCAGACAAUCUCUACCGGUGGAGUGGGUCAAGUUGGUGGACAAACUGAAGACACGGGGCUAAAUUUGGAGCAAACGAGUACUGAUAUGACAUUGUCUACACCCGCAGACCAAUCCGAUAGAUUAGAGCACACACGAAGGGUAUCUGACGACUUGGUUUCCCCAGCACCAAGGGUACAGAACUCUGAUGGUAACCCGACACAGGAUCUGCCUGGCCAAGACAGCCACCCACGGGACUCUGAAGGUCCCCCGACACAUGAUCUGCCUGGCCAAGACAGCCACCCUCGGGACUCUGAGCCGGAAGUUGCUUUAAGGGUAGUUGACGGAAGCUCGGGCCGUGUCGGACCCACCGACCCCAGCCCAGUCAUCCGAGACCCGAAUUACUUCGUGCACUUCGAAUACGAAUUUUUCAGGGACGAAACUGCCUGUAUCGAAUAUGGGCGGUGCGUAGAGUGUGUACCAAGGUGCAUCUUGGACAUUGUAAUGAACUUUGACAAUCCCUGGCGGUGUAGGUGCAGGGUUGGCAACUAGGAAAAAUUAUCCUAAGCAGUUAAAGAAGACUUCGAAAUAAUGGUGUAUGAACUUUUAGGAAAACAACAUGCCUAAAAAAAUAUUUGAUAAAAAACUAGGUUUGGAAAUAAUUAAAAUGGUAAUAAAUUUUGUUCGA
Molecule: messenger RNA, 880 nt
Organism: Physella acuta
Lineage: Eukaryota; Metazoa; Mollusca; Gastropoda; Physidae
Source: RefSeq, a predicted model, not a curated record